GGUAAGGGGGCGGAGUGACAGAUUUAUCCCGACCACGUUCCUGCAAGCGCGAGCUGUGUUGUGUAGGGUGUCCCGGAGUCAGCUGCGGCGUGUCAUGCUCGGGAACCGGGAGCCAGAAGAGCUUCGUCAGUGGCUUUCUAUGCAAAGUUGUUCUGGAAUCCCCGAUCCCAGCUCCAAGCCUUAGUGGAGGUCACCGCUGUCUGUCAAUUCAUCAGUGGCCCGGCGUGCCAGGCGGAGGACAAAGUGGCGGUGUUGGAGUGUCACAGGAGAGGUGUGCUGGAAAUAAUUCGUCCUUUUCCCCUUGGGAAUUGUCUACAGUUAGGCCUAGUCACAUCUUAUUGGGUUGAAUUUGGAAAAGGCUCCGUGGAGGAAAUAGCCUGUGAGAGCUCAAUAAGAAUGCCGGGAAUAAAGAAGGGGGUAUUCGGAACCAACAGAACUGAGUGGGCCAGAGCUCUGCUGCUCUCCACCCCUAGGUUUUGACAUUGCCUCGGGGCCUGUAAGCAUCUGUGUUUUUUUUCCCUUUCAAGAUGCCAUUUACAGACUUCGUUCUGGCCCUGAAAGACAAUCCCUACUUUGGGGCUGGAUUUGGGCUGGUAGGUGUGGGCACAGCUCUGGCUGUAGCCCGGAAAGGAGCCCAACUGGGUCUAGUGGCAUUCCGGCGCCAUUACAUGAUCACACUGGAAGUCCCUGCUAGAGACAGAAGCUAUGCCUGGUUGCUUAGCUGGCUUACCCGACACAGUACCCGCACUCAGCACCUCAGUGUUGAAACCUCAUACCUUCAGCAUGAAAGUGGCCGAAUCUCCACCAAGUUCGAAUUUAUCCCCAGCCCUGGAAACCACUUCAUUUGGUAUCAGGGGAAAUGGAUCCGGGUAGAACGAAAUCGAGAAAUGCAGAUGGUAGACUUACAGACGGGGACUCCUUGGGAAUCUGUCACCUUCACGGCCCUGGGCACUGACCGGAAGGUUUUCUUCAACAUCCUGGAAGAAGCUCGGGCACUAGCCCUGCAGCAGGAGGAGGGAAAGACGGUGAUGUACACAGCUGUGGGUUCUGAAUGGCGUACCUUUGGUUAUCCACGCCGCCGCAGGCCACUGGAUUCUGUAGUCCUACAGCAGGGCCUGGCUGACCGAAUUGUCAAAGAUAUCCGGGAAUUCAUUGAUAACCCCAAGUGGUACAUUGACAGAGGCAUUCCCUACAGACGUGGCUACCUUCUUUAUGGGCCCCCUGGUUGUGGAAAGAGCAGUUUUAUAACAGCUCUGGCUGGAGAACUGGAGCACAGCAUCUGCCUGCUCAGCCUCACAGACUCCAGCCUCUCCGAUGACCGGCUCAACCAUCUGCUGAGUGUAGCCCCCCAGCAGAGCUUGGUACUCCUGGAGGAUGUGGAUGCUGCUUUUCUCAGCCGAGACUUGGCUGUGGAGAACCCUGUGAAGUACCAAGGUCUCGGCCGUCUCACCUUCAGCGGACUGCUCAAUGCUUUGGAUGGUGUAGCCUCCACUGAGGCACGCAUCGUGUUCAUGACCACCAACCACAUCGACAGGCUGGAUCCUGCCCUGAUACGUCCUGGGCGAGUAGAUCUGAAGGAGUAUGUGGGCUACUGCUCACACUGGCAGCUGACCCAGAUGUUCCAGAGGUUCUAUCCAGGGCAAGCGCCUUCCUUGGCUGAGAACUUUGCAGAACAUGUCCUUAAAGCUACAUCCCAGAUUAGUCCUGCCCAGGUGCAAGGCUACUUCAUGCUGUAUAAAAAUGACCCCGUGGGGGCUCUUGAAAAUGUUGAAUCUCUGAGGUGAUCCACCAGACCACUAUCUGCUCUCAAAAAAAUCCAUUAAACAACUGUCAAACUAA
Messenger RNA from Peromyscus californicus insignis, 1839 nucleotides. It is a transcript of the gene Bcs1l, whose product is annotated as mitochondrial chaperone BCS1. NCBI's taxonomy places the organism in Eukaryota, Metazoa, Chordata, Mammalia, Rodentia, Cricetidae. The transcript is spliced from 8 exons. Gene Ontology annotation, molecular function: ATP hydrolysis activity; ATP binding. The coding region runs from base 528 to 1784 and encodes 418 amino acids. Gene Ontology annotation, cellular component: mitochondrial inner membrane. The record is from RefSeq and is a predicted model, not a curated record. Gene Ontology annotation, biological process: mitochondrial respiratory chain complex III assembly; protein insertion into mitochondrial inner membrane from matrix.